AAUACCACGCUCCCCCACGUCUUUUCUCCUUCAAUCACAGACACCAUGGCGGACGCUACCUACUACAUCGACGAAGAUGUCGGUCACGACACUCCAGAACAGACGGGCGACGAGUCAUUGCCAUACAAGUCUCUCGGAUACGCCGUCUACACGCGCGGCGAGACUGCAAAGUUCAAGACAAGAAAGAGCGUGACUGGAGAUGUUCCAGAGGGCGCAGACGCGACAGUGCGGUUAGAAUGGAAGGACGUGGCAAAGGCCGCCAUGAAGAAGGCGGUCAACUACGCGAAGACACAGAAGAAGAAGGCGGAGAAGGAGCACGAACAGCUUGCCCUGCGCCAGAAGGAGGAUGCAGCCAGGAGCAAGGUGCUGGAGGAGGCCAAGCAGAUUGUGCUCGAGGAAGACACAAGCCUGGACAAGGCGAUCAAGAUCAAGCUCGACGACACAGAUUCCAAGAAGAUCACGCUGGGUGACGGUAAAGAGACAAAGGGCACACGCGUGAGGGUAUUCGGCAGGGUACACCGAGAGCGAAGGCAGAAGGAGGUCAUGUUCAUCACUCUAAAGGACGGUUACGGCUACAUGCAGGUUCUUCUUACCGGCAAGCUCGCGAAGACCUACGACGCACUCACACUGACCCGCGAGACGAGCAUGGAGAUUCUGGGCGAGCUGAGACAGGUGCCAGAAGGCGCGCAUGCUCCCAACAACCGCGAACUACAUGCAGACUUCUACAAGAUCCAUGACGGGUGGAAAGCAGCGGGCGGCGACGAUGCCAUUACCAACAGGGUGUCCAAGGACACUGAGCAUGCGACACUGCUGGAUUUGCGACAUCUUACUCUGCGUGGUGAGACAGCAUCCAAGGUCAUGAUCGUCCGAGAUGCUGUCGAAUUCGCUUUCAACCAGGUCUACAAGGAGCAGCGAUUGCGCAAAGUCAGCCCACCAGCCCUCGUGCAGACCCAGGUUGAAGGUGGUUCCACGCUCUUCAAGUUCGGCUACUACAACGAAGAGGCCUAUCUCACCCAGUCGUCUCAACUCUACCUCGAGACAUGCCUACCAUCCAUGGGCGAUGUCUACUGCAUCGAGAAGUCCUUCCGCGCAGAAAAAUCCCUGACCCGCCGUCACUUGGCAGAGUACACGCACGUCGAAGCCGAGCUCGACUACAUCAACUUCGACGACCUGCUCAACCAUCUUGAAGAAGUCAUGUGCCGCGUCCUCGAAGUCACAAUGUCGGAUCCCGCCAUCAAGCAGUACAUCACGGACCUCAACCCGGAGUUCAAGAUGCCAGAGCGCCCCUUCAUGCGCAUGAAGUACCAGGACGCCAUCGACUGGCUCGUCGAACACAACAUCCCCAACGAGGACGGCGAGACGCACAAGUUCGGCGACGACAUCGCCGAGGCUGCCGAGCGCAACAUGACGGAUAUCAUCAACCGACCCAUCUUCCUCACACACUUCCCUACCGCGAUCAAGGCCUUCUACAUGUUGAAGGACAAGGACGACCCACGUGUGACGGAGAGCGUGGACUGCCUGAUGCCCGGCGUAGGAGAGAUUGUCGGCGGAAGCAUGAGGAUGGACAACCACGACGAACUGAUGGCGGCGUUUGCACGGGAGCAAAUCGAUCCCGCGGCGUACUAUUGGUACACUGACCAGAGGAAAUACGGUUCCUCCCCCCACGGGGGCUACGGUCUCGGCCUCGAGCGCUUCCUCGCCUGGUUGUGCAAACAGCACACCGUCCGCGACUGCUGCCUGUAUCCGCGCUACUUUGGGCGCUGCAAGCCUUGAGUUGAGCAAGGCUCUUCGCACCUUUUUUCUCCCUGGCAUUUUCCCGCCAGUGCAGUUGUAGCUACACGACCUGGUGACACGUACGUCUUGCAUCGAAACCAAAAGGCUGUCCUUGUCGCACUAGGUGUAACAAUAUACAAAUCACUCACAUCCAAUGAAUACUGCACUUCUCGUGAGCAGCAGCAGCCCUGUCCUGUUGAUCGAUCGUCGGAUCUUGUAUUGACACAUAAGUCGCUCACGCAUUCUGAACAGUCGGCAGAGUGAACCUAGUCAGUCAGCCCAGUCCCUCCGCCAGGCACGAUCACUUCACGGCAAUAACUGCUAUUGCUCAAGGUACAAGUCCUCGCAGAUAAGACAUCAUCUCUCU
Messenger RNA from Dothidotthia symphoricarpi CBS 119687, 2140 nucleotides. Its product is annotated as cytoplasmic asparaginyl-tRNA synthetase-like protein. The transcript has 2 exons. The coding region runs from base 46 to 1773 and encodes 575 amino acids. Gene Ontology annotation, cellular component: cytoplasm. The record is from RefSeq and is a predicted model, not a curated record. Lineage: Eukaryota; Fungi; Ascomycota; Dothideomycetes; Pleosporales; Dothidotthiaceae. Gene Ontology annotation, molecular function: asparagine-tRNA ligase activity; nucleic acid binding; ATP binding. Gene Ontology annotation, biological process: asparaginyl-tRNA aminoacylation.